Messenger RNA from Camponotus floridanus (Florida carpenter ant), 3558 nucleotides. RefSeq names its product bone morphogenetic protein receptor type-1B (gene tkv). The record is from RefSeq and is a predicted model, not a curated record. Gene Ontology annotation, cellular component: plasma membrane; signaling receptor complex. Gene Ontology annotation, molecular function: ATP binding; SMAD binding; transforming growth factor beta receptor activity, type I. The coding region runs from base 848 to 2371 and encodes 507 amino acids. Lineage: Eukaryota; Metazoa; Arthropoda; Insecta; Hymenoptera; Formicidae. Gene Ontology annotation, biological process: protein phosphorylation; BMP signaling pathway; cellular response to growth factor stimulus. The transcript has 4 exons.
GGAAACAGCACUAUUAUAGAUCAUUAAUAUCUCGCAUUUAGAAGAAUAUUUAUCGAAAUAAAAAAAGAACACACAUGCUAUCUGAAUAACAAAAUAGGUGAAAAGGAUGAUUGAUGAUUCCGAGAAAUUAAAUCUGAAAUAAAAAAAGAGAUGCUGCGGAUUCGGGAUGGGUUCAGAUUGUAAACACGCGAAAACGAUCGUUAUUUUUAUCCGUGACAACGAAAACGCGAUAAACUGGCAUCCAUGCGAGCCGUUCCCAUAAACGUUAAUUAAAGUUAACUGAGAUUUAAUGGACUCCCUCCCUUGCUUCUUAGAAAGAAGCGAGCGAUUGUUCAAACUUGAAUCGACUUAAUUGGUAAUUGUAGCAAACGGAGCAUACAUUGUACGAUGCUGCUGAAAAUUGUGCUCGAAAUUGUGGUCCACUUUAGUUUUUCAUUCAACUUGUGAUCUCGUAUGCCGCUGGGCAUCGGGAGUUUAAUCUCCUCUCGAUCAGCUGGGGAUUUCCCGCUUGAAAUCACGACGGCGAUUACGGAAUCUAGGAUUACGCGGCCGAUUGUUCUUCCACGAAAAUGACGAUCGCCACGUAUCACGGUUACGCGAGUCCAUUUGUGCCAGUUUGCGCCGCCUUUCUCGACAAUAUUAUUUGCAGCCCGCGGGUAUUAAGUUUCCUAUGCACAUUCGCGUGCAGCGCGAAUGCCAUUCUAUCGCGAUAGCGCACGGCCUCCGAAACGUUUGCUUCUCGGCAUCGAUUAAAAGUCGAUGACAUUAUUCGAUUCGACGAAUCUCAAUAAGAAUUACGCGGUAAAGCGUGUACGGUAAGAGUAAGUGCGAUGAAAAUUUUGAAAUUAUGCACGGCGAGGAGAAAACUUUUCUUUCAACUACCUUCAAACGCGACGUAAAUUAUCUUAUUGUGCUAGGCAUUAUCUGUUACUGCGAUGGACACUGCCCGGACGGUAGGCAAAACGGAACCUGCGAGUUGCGAGCCGGAGGACAAUGUUUCAGCGCCGUGGAGGUGGUGUGGGAGUCCGAUGCGGGAGAAAACGUGCCCGAGUAUUCAUUUGGGUGCCUGCCACCUGCAGAGAGCGGUUUUAUGCAAUGCAAAGGGAAUCAAGUUCCUCACUUACGCGAGAAGAGUAUAGUAUGUUGUAACAACACGGAUCUGUGCAACAAGGAACUAUUUCCCAGUAUAUCCUACAAGCCACGUCCUACCGCGGUUCCAAAUAGUUCGAUGGAUAUUACAACGGGAGCGCCAAUUAUUAUCCUAGCGGUGGUCCUAUCGGCAAUGCUAAUGAUUAUCGUGAUAACGAUAGGAAUCAUGUAUCAUAGAUGCUGGAAGAAAGAGGUAGAUCCGUGUCUAGUGCCAUCGCAAGGAACCCUCAAGGACUUUAUAGAUCAAAGCAGCGGAUCGGGCUCGGGACUGCCACUCUUGGUGCAACAGACUAUCGCGAAACAAUUAGCCAUGUCGCAGUGCGUGGGAAAAGGUCGUUACGGCGAAGUAUGGCUCGCCAGAUGGCGAGGUGGCGAAAAAGUAGCGGUGAAAGUUUUCUUUACUUUAGAGGAAGCAUCUUGGUUCAGAGAAACGGAAAUUUACCAAACUGUGCUGAUGAGACACGAUAAUAUCUUGGGUUUUAUCGCCGCCGAUAUCAAAGGUACUGGCUCUUGGACUCAAAUGUUACUGAUCACGGAUUAUCACGAAAGAGGCUCGUUACACGAUUACUUACAAGUAACCGUGCUAGAUCAUCAUGCUCUAUUAUUGAUUUGUUCGUCGAUCGCUUCUGGUAUCGCGCACUUGCAUACCGAGAUCUUUGGUACACAGGGGAAACCUGCUAUAGCUCACAGAGAUAUCAAGAGCAGAAACAUUUUAGUUAAAAGAAACGGAGAAUGUGCCAUAGCUGAUUUUGGACUGGCUGUUCGCUACAUUAGCGAGAGCGGAGAGAUUGACAUUGCGCCAAAUACUCGAGUGGGUACGCGACGCUACAUGGCACCGGAAGUGUUGGACGAAACCCUAAAUACAUCUUCCUUCGAUGCGUUUAAAAUGGCAGAUAUGUAUUCUGUCGGCCUCGUAUUUUGGGAAGCAUGCAGGAGAUGUAUCACGGGUGGUAAAAAUUCUACCGUUGAGCCUUACGCCUUGCCUUAUCACGAUGUGGUAUCAAGCGACCCAGACUUUGAGGAUAUGCGCAUGGUAGUCUGCGUGAAACGAUUACGUCCGAUUAUUCCGACAAAAUGGGAUAACGAUCCGACUCUAUAUGCGCUGAGUAAAAUAAUGUCGGAGUGUUGGCACGCGAAUCCAGCAGUUCGUUUAACUGCUCUUCGCGUUAAAAAGACACUAGUGUCGAAAGUAGAUCAUAAUUACACUAUCAAGUACGUAUAGCGUUUGACUCGACAAAAAAUUGACUCUACUAGUUAACAACUUUCUAUCCUUGUAAAUAUAGCUUUUAAUGUACAUAGAACUGUUUAUAGACUGCAGCCCUAAGACUGAUGAUUAAAAUUAAAUAUGCAAAAGAAAAAGAGAGAAAGAGAAUAUAUGAAUGAGCAUGUAUAUGCAGAAAUGUGAAUGAUUAAUUGUAAAAAAUGAAUGAUAUUGUAUAAUAAUAACUUGUAUAUAUAGAUAUGUUAGAGUGUCUCUCCAAAUUCGCGCAUUGCGUUUUAUCGAAGAAGAAAGAUCAAUUUUGCUGUAUGAAAAUAUUUUUAAAGAAAUCAAAGAUAAUAAAGAUUGCGGGAAACUUGGGACUUCUCUGAUAUAUGUAUAUAUAACUUCUUUUUAUAAAUAAUAUAUUUAUAAAAAAACGUGUUAUAAAAUCGCUAGGAUACGAUUUUAACACACUUACCAUGUUAAAGUUUGUUGUAAAUAUGUUAUUGAUGUAGACUACUAUUUACUAAAUAGUAUUUAGAUGUAUCUACUAUUUAUUAAAUAGUAGACUUAGGAAACUUAUUGUAUAAAAAAAGAAUAUAUCACACUGUUUUUGGGCUGGCAAAGCCACAGAACGAAUUCAGUGCGUGAAUAUGAUAUCGGAUACAUGUUACAAAAAUCAAAUUUAUUAUUUUUAUGUAAAAUACCUUAUAAUUGCAUCAGAUUAUCUUGUUUGGACAUAGGAAAUAUGUUUUAACAUGCAUUAAAUGAGAACUUUGUAAAAAUUACUACUCUCGCGACCUAUAUUAUAUGCUAUUUUCUCUUUUUUUAAGUAUCUCUCACACAAUAUAUUUAUUAUUAAAGAUUAACUUUGAUAUGCACAUACUAAAUUGUGCGCAUACUAAAUUUGUGAUGAAAUAAAAUUCAAAUAUAUUGACGAUUAUGAAGUAUCAUGCACAGACCUGUAUUGUAUUAUCUGUACAAUAUGUAAUUUAUAUUUCUAACUUGUAUACAAAUCAAACAUAUUAAUCCAUUUUAAAAAAUGAAUUAAUUAUCUACUUUGGUUGAUUAUCGAUCAUCCCAAGUUUUUGUUAUGCUGCCAAUGUACUUUUCGAAUUUAUAUGUUUUUGUACAGAGAAAGUAAUUGGAGAAAGGAAAAUUGUGAAAAAACAACUGUAUAGUGCAAUAACAAUGUAUAAUGUAGCAAA